GGUUGGUGGAAAUGAUGAAGAGUUUCCUCUGGGGAUUUAUACGAAAAGAAAAACAUCGACAAGGACUUAUAUACAAUUUGCUUGGAGGCGAUUAUGGCAGAAGUUCACAGCCUGAUGGCUUCUGCAUCGUACGAUCAAACCGUACGGGUAUGGGAUGUCGGUUCAGGUCGUCAUGUCACGACUAUUCCGCACUCCGACUCACAGGUUAAUGCCAUGGCCUUUACUCCCAAUGGAUAUCAGCUAGCUGUUGCUGGCUUUCAAAAAGUGCGAAUAUACGACAUGACAUCGUUGAAGCCACCUAAUCAUAUCAGUCCUAUUGUGUGCUUCGAGCAGAUCAUGAAAAAUGUGACAGCCAUUGGGUUUGAGGCUCAAAGUAGAUGGAUGUUUACUGGAGGAGAAGAUCAUUCAUGCCGAGUUUACGAAAUGAGAGUAAAUCAGUUAGUCUGUCAGCGAGUGUUCGAUAAUCUGGAUCCUGUGACAAGCGUUGUUAUCCAUGGCAAUCAAGUGGAACUUUUCAUUGCAGAUCAAGCAGGGCAAGUGUAUGUAUGGGACUUGCGACGUGAUGGUCACAUGCAACUUCCUAUGCCUCCUCUCUCUUAUCAGGAAUUUGUCACUAAUCUUGCCAUUCAUCCUUCAGCUAAUAUGCUUGCUGGCAUCACCAACAGAGGCUAUCUGAUUGUUUGGGAUCUCAGUAACGGAGCGGACGAAUGGGCUCAAAAACUGAGUUAUAUCGAAAGGACGACCGAAACAAUGGCAAGGCUCAGGUUACCUGACACAGGCAAACGUCUUGUUCACAAGUCUUAUGGUUUGAGUUGUCGUUAUUCACCAGAUGGACGUACUCUAGUAACUACUGGCGCUGAUAAUAUGUUCCAUAUCUUGGACUCACUUGAUUCUGUCCAGAAGUCCUGCUUAGAUGCCGGAUGUGACUGGAAUUGGAAUUCAGCUUUCACAUGUGAUUCCAGGUUGCUGUUUACUGGUGGUGCCGACAAUAGGGUCAAGUUGUGGGACUUGGACUCUGGACAAAUGGUAAUGAAAUAUGACGGCCAUACGAAACCCAUCACGGCGUUAUGCGUUUCUGAUGUCCCGAUGAGGGAUAGCGUCAGUCGCGUUAAACAUCUCAAGAUUCUCUUGGAUCAAAUGUCAACUCAGGAGAAAAGGCAGCUCAUGGAAGAACACAGUUUUGAAACUUUCCACCUAGUGGACGAGUUACUUUUGCUAGCUGAUAACGUCGCUAAUCCUCAAGGUGCUGUCGAAGGAGAAAGCGGUCUUUGGACUCUUGAGCAAAUUUUGUGUUACGCCCCAGAACUUGUUGGUAGCGGUUGGCAGCGGCAUGCUAUAGAAGCGCUAUUGAAGAAAGCCAUAUAUCCUAGGAAUCUGCUAGCGAUUCGUAAAAUCGCGAUCAGAUUAUUUUUGAUAUUCUAUCAAAGCCUCAGUAUCUACGGAAAGGCCACUGAAGAUCUCGAUCGUGUGUUUCAAUGUCUUCUGCCAUAUUUUCCUCUGCGAGAUGGUCAAGAUACAGAGACUGUAUUGCAGCAGUACUGCCAUUCCUCUGGGACCGUUCAUUGGUCGGACCGCAGCAUGGGUUCACCAACACUGCCGGGAACAGGUCCACUAUCGGCUAAAGAAAAGGCGCAGAAGCUUCAAGUGUACUUAGAUAAAUUUCUUGGAUACUGCACCCAUGAAACAUCGAGGAUUGAAUGGAGCGAUGAGAAAAAACGAUUUCAGUGUGCUAACUUCAUAAUUGACAGGGUUAUCAACCUCUACAUUGCCGAAUGCUUUUCUGAUUUGGAAACCAAUGGAGUGGAUAUCUUUGGAGGCUGGGAGGGAGCCGAUGAUACGACAGAAGCACUUGAAACUGCAGAUCCCAUAGUCAUCGCUCGAUACUGGUUGAUUCGCUGGGUGAACAAUCUAGCGGCAGUUCAGCAGCUACCAGCAGAACAACGCCAUAUAGGUGUGCUACUGUAUCAUGAUGCUUUAUUUGCCUCGCACAGGGCCACGAACAUGGCGUUGAGCUUGAUGAGAGAAGCAAUGACUCUUCCUCUUGCAUGCAGUAAUGUUAUACAAAAGGUCGUCACAACUCUUUCCGCGUGGUUACUGCAAUAUGAAAUUCCUCCAUUUGUAGCCAGCAACGAGGUGCCAGUGGAGACAUCGUCACUUCUUCUCAUCAAUAUGCUUUUGUCAUUUUUCCAAUCGCCAUAUUUGGCUCAACCGGGCGAUCGUCUUCAGUCCGCCAUAACGACAUCUAACUCUAUACUUCGUGCUUGUCGUGAUCUCGCGGCUCAACGACUCAAUCUACCACGUCCGCUUUCUGUAAGAGUGUGGUCAGAACUGAUGUAUCGUUUAUGUCAGUCCGCUGUGAAGAUAUGCUCACAUUCAGACAAAUACUCGCAAGAAAUGUCAUCAGCAAUUGCAGCGACAGUGUUGUCAAAUAUAGUGAUGAUCAAGGCAGUGCGUCAUAUCGAUAUUGAUGAUAAAAUUUGGGAUGAGGUGAGCAAUGUCUUCCUUCAUGGAAUAUGGAUUCAAAUGGCACAGCAAUGGUCUCGAAUCUCCUACAGCGUCACGCGUGCGCUGAUACUUCACCUUGCUCAUGUUGACAUUUUUUCGCAAGAGGAGCUGGAUAAAGCAAACCGAGACUCAGCCCCGACCAAGAAGGCUGAAGUGACAUCGGAAAACGAAGCGGGCGAGGAGACUUCUCUUGAUACCGAACACAGUAAUGAUAAUAAUGUGUUCUUGGAAAGUGACGAUAUCACCAGCGCUGUACCGACAUGGAAUGGAAAUCCCAUGAUAUGGCUGCAAGUAUGGCGCCACUUCAUGUGCGUUCUAGGUCCACAUUCCGUUAGCUCAGCAAAUGCCCUGAUCGCUGUGGAAACUUUAUCUAACACGAUAAAUAAUUUGCUGUCGGCAAAUCUGGAUCCGCUAGCACAUUGGAUUGCAUCACGGCUUGUCCAAACGCCUGCGAAUCUUCUUCCGAAUUGCAUAGCCUCAUUAGGAGCAGUCUUGAAUUCUAGUCGGCAGCCGUCUUCAGUUUUACAAGCACACAUACUUCUUGCAUUCAUUCGCCUCAUUAAAGCUGGAGAUCCACAUGUACUUCCACACAUCGUUGCGAUGUCACCAAGACAUCUCAAGGUGCUAUCCCAGCAUCUCGUCCAUGCACUUCCAACUAUGAUCGCACAAAAUCCUCCAAAUGCUCACACACUGAAAGUCCUUGCCCUUCUCAGUACAUCGAAUGCUCCUGCAGAGCAACUGCUGCUGAAGGAACUUGCUCUUGGCGAGAUCUCUCUCACUCAUGCGUUGUUAUGCGUCAAUGCGUUGUGUAUGCUGGUGAUCCAGCGAGGUGAUUCGGAUUUGUUGGCUAAGAUGUUUAACAUUCUUCAAACACAUCGAUGUGGUCCAACUCUGCUACCAGUGCUGUGUUCAUGCAUGGAAUCACUCUUCAGAAUUUCCAUAAAUCCAGCAACGCUGCAGGCUGUUCUUCGAACUAUACCAUCACUAAGGGAUGAACGUCUGCGAACGGAGAUACAGUGGACCAUUGCUUCACUAGCAUUAGCUCAUUCAUUGAAGAGUGACUUGCCUCAGAUCUCUAAAACAUUUCUGAUAGACAACCAAAAGCUGCUGGAAGGAGCUUUGGUGACCAUGGAAAGUCAGUUCCCUCUGCCAGGAUUCAACGUUGCCAAGUGGAAUUCUGUUGAAUCUCCGCCAUCAAAGGCUAAUGAGCAGCAAGUGUUCGUACUGAAAAACAGCGCAAUCAUUUCCGCAAACAAGGAUCCAAAUGUGGAAGUCACUUGUCGCACCGUGGUUGGAAGGCAUUGUUGGAUUUUUGAACCACAUAAGUCUGAGCGAAAAGAGUGUCGUAACGUAAACACUUGGUUACAGAAAGAAUCGCAACGAGGUCGCCGAGCAGCUCGAGACUCAGUGGGCAUACUUGGAACUAUGGAUGAUCCAUUUGAUGCACUUCCUCGUCCUAAUAACACAAUGAACACCAAAUGCCCUCCUGAGUGGUUAGAUAUCCUCGAGAGUAGCCGUAGACAGCCCCAACCGUUGAAGCCAAUGCCGCGAACGACUAACAAACCAGCUAUCACCAAGUUGCACGAAUGGCGAGCAUUCUCCACCAGUAUUAAUUGUAUCACGGAUCUCGCGGAAGUGCCGCCGAACUUUGCACGAGAUCUCAAACAUCUCGAUCAAACAAGCGCCAGAGAAGUGCAUAAGGUGGCUGUCAUCUAUGUAGCCGAAGGUCAGGAAGAUAAACAGUCUAUUCUUUCGAACACUAAAGCAUCACCAAGCUUUGAGCGUUUUGUCAGUGAACUUGGAUGGCCAGUUUGCAUUGGAAAAGGACAUGAAGGCUAUCCUGGUGGAUUACCAUACGAUACGAUUGCACCCUACUACGCAACACCUGAUACCGAGCUGAUUUUCCACGUCAGCACCUAUUUGUCCGGUGAUGUGACACAAAAAUGGAAGCAUAUAGGAAACGAUGAAGUUCAUAUUGUUUGGUCUGAGCACUCGAAACCAUAUCGAAGAGAGACAAUGGCGACGAAGUUUGGUGAUGUGUUGAUUGUGCUGGAACGAGCAAGUGAAGAGAGCUAUCGCGUAAGGGUUGAAACCGUCAGUGCAUUAGAAUUUGGACCACUUCACAAUGGUGCCCUUGUUGGAAGCGAAGAGCUUGCAGAACUCGUUCGGCUUACUGUGAUAAAUGCAUCACGAGCCUACCGUCUUUCCGUCCAAGACCAAGUCCGACCUCUUCGGCAUCGAGAGCAUGUAUUUGCUCACGAGACAAUGAGGCACAUGAAUAAAGUCCGACUCAGCUAUGCCAAAAUGAAUAUUCUACCCCAAAAGAAGUGGCAUGUUCGCACAAAAGAGAAUAUUGCCCGAGUUAGACGAGAUGAGGCAAAGGCUGCACAGGAAGAGCAAGAUCGUUUGGACAGGGCGAUUAAAGCGGAGAAUGAAAGACGUUUGGAAGCCCUGCGAGCACAGGCUGCCAAGAGAGAUGCAAACUUGGAGCCUUUCGCAUUGCGAGGGACAGCGGAAGCAACUAUAGCCAGCUCUUCUGGGCACGUAAAUCUGUUUCAGGAUUUAGAGCAAGCUGAACUUCAAAAUUUUGGUCAAGGAAACAAAGAAUAUGAAGAGGAAAAACGCAAAGAACAAGCGGAAUGGGACUCAAAAAUGGGUAUCCAAAAGGCAUUUGCUGAAGGGACAAAGGAACUGGGUAAAGAACAAGAAUGGUAUACGAAGAUAUCACGACCGUACGCCAGAGCUGAGGAAGUCAAAGUAAGGAAAAACCAAGUCUGCCGAGUGCUCUGUCAACAGUUGCAAAGGAUAAAGAUGACCAAAAGCAUAAAUUCUGAUAAGAGAAGAAAAAAGAAGAAAAAGAAAGAAAAGAAAAAGAAGCAUCAUCACCACCACCAUCACCAUCAUGCAACUCAAGACAGCGUUGAUGAUAAAGUCGAAAUGGAGCUGGAGAAAAGAAAUAGACUGGCUGCUUUGCGGGAAGAACGUCUGAUACGGGAAAGAGCAGAGAGACAUCGUACCCUUCAACUACUGAAUCCCACGAAAGCUGCAGCUGCUGCACCUAAGCAGAAGUACAACUCGAUGUUCAAUCCAGAACUCGCAAGGAAGCUGCCGAUACGUGCUCUGCCAGAAAUAUCUGCACGAGCAAAAUGUCGUAUCCGCGAACGAUAUGGGUUGGAAGACAAUGUAAACAGAAAAUGGCGGAGCUUACCGGGUGGAAGUGAUCUCGCUAGUGACAAUAGUAUGCUGAGUGAACGAGGCCGUAAACAAGCGAAAGAAGUCGCAGUCAGAUUUGGAAAGAUAAAUCUAAGUCAUGUCUUCGCUUCUCCUUAUGAUAGAACUAUCGAAACGGCUACAAUCAUUGUUGGAGACAAAAACCUUCCUAUAAAACCAGAACCAGGACUGUGCGAAUGUUUAUACAUGUGUGAAAACCCACCAGGUUUCUGGGAACCUGAAAAAUUGAAAGAGAAAUUCCCUUUGGUAGACACUGAUUACAUUUCGGUUUUCUCUAAGCAUACUUUGCCAAAAGAGAGGUACGGUGACGAUGCCUGUAUACCUCGAGUGAAAACCACUUUGAAUCGGAUAUUGGAAAAAUAUGAUGGUGACAUCCUGCUUGUCAGUCAUGGAGCACCCAUCGGAGCUAUUCAUGAUAUAUGGGCUGGCGAUUUCAAAUAUCAGCGACGCUAG
Cylicocyclus nassatus is the source of this 6189-nucleotide messenger RNA. Lineage: Eukaryota; Metazoa; Nematoda; Chromadorea; Rhabditida; Strongylidae. The record is from the annotation of a GenBank genome assembly.